Sporothrix brasiliensis 5110 is the source of this 1056-nucleotide messenger RNA. RefSeq lists its product as uncharacterized. The transcript has a single exon. Bases 1 to 1056 code for a protein of 351 amino acids. Gene Ontology annotation, biological process: lipid metabolic process. Gene Ontology annotation, molecular function: phosphoric diester hydrolase activity. NCBI's taxonomy places the organism in Eukaryota, Fungi, Ascomycota, Sordariomycetes, Ophiostomatales, Ophiostomataceae. The record is from RefSeq and is a predicted model, not a curated record.
AUGGCCUGCAACAACUCGCCGUUAUUGUGCGGCCGUAGCUACAGCAGCGUCACUCACCUCGGCGCCCACGACAGCGCUUUUCUUCGCGACUCACACGAGCUCAGCGCCAUCGCCGGCGACCAGUUCUUCAAUGCAACACUGGCACUUUCGGCUGGCGUCCGUCUGCUCCAGGCCCAGGUGCACUUUUUGAACGGCACCCUCUUUCUCUGCCACACAAGCUGUGGUUUGCUCAACGCCGGCCUCCUGGAAACAUGGCUGGGCCUCGUCGCCCGAUGGAUGGACACCAAUCCGCACGAUGUCGUGACGCUGCUCCUCGUCAACAGCGACAACCAGGCGGCGGCGGUGUUUGGCCGCAUUUUCCAGCAAGCCGGCCUGUCCAAGUACGGCUAUGCGCGCUCGGCCAGCCAACAAGGCGCCGCGGGCUGGCCGACGCUGCAAGCCAUGAUUGCCGCCAACACACGUCUCGUCACGUUUAUUGCCUCGAUUGCGGCCGACGCAAGCUACCCGUACCUGCUCAACGAGUUUGACCACGUCUUUGAGACGCCCUACAUGGUUACGAACCUCGUCCAGUUCAGCAACUGCUCGCUGGACCGUCCGCCCUCAGCAGGAUCGGCUGCGGCGGCCUUGAGGCGCGGCAUGCUGCCACUGCUCAACCACUUUGCCUACGCCAAGGUCAGCAGCACCAUCCAGAUCCCGGACGUCAGCGACAUUGACGUCACCAACAGCCCGGAUACGACGGGGACCGGCGGCGGCAGCAACGGCGGUGACGGCAUCUCGGGCACGCUGGGUGCGCAAGCCAAUCGGUGCACAACGCAAUGGGGCGGCACGAAGCCUGCGUUUCUGCUCGUCGACUUUUUCAACCGCGGACCGGCCAUCACCACGGCCGACAACCUCAACGGUCUCACGGCGGCGACGACGGUGGGCCGGACAAUCACGCAAGAGAUGCAGCAGGGCGCGGCCAGUCGGAGCACCGGCGUGGCCUUGGCUGUCCAAAAGGCUGUUUUCUGGAGGACGAUGGCGUUGGUAUUCGUGGUGGGCGCAUCCCAGGCAUUGUAG